AUGAGCGGAAAAAAGCAGGAGGGCCAGGAAUCUACGGAACCAACCACAAAUGCGAAAGAGCCGAAGGAAGAGGGAGAGAAACCGAAACGACAAAAGACAGUACUGGAGCAAGAUGAAGAGCUGAAAUUGAGGCUGGAGAGCAUUUCAGGGGAGGGAGGAGGCGCUGGGGUGGAAUACGAGGGUGGCAAAGCACGUCAUAGACGCGGUGAUCGCGCUUUCGCGUCUCUUACUAAGCGAAGCUUGUCAAACAGGAAGCUUUCGUCUAAACCCAACCUCAUCAUCAGACCAAUGCUGCCAAAGUUGUCAAUCGAAUCUGGCACGUCAGCAACACGGAUCGAUUACCAUCUGGACUCUAAAGAACCCAUCAAGCUCUCCAAUCUGCAGGCUAAGAACUUCGCCAUGCGAGGCAAACGAUCUUCUCUGGAGGCUAAGGCCUCACCAGCUCCUAAGAGAGGCACAAAGCGCGCCGCCGCCGCUCCGUCCUCACCUCCGCCGGCCAAGCGCGGCAGAGGCAGACCCAAGAAAAUCCAAAAGACUCUCGAGGAGACGAUGGGAGGCGCCGAGGAUACUGGGAUGGAUGAAGAAGUCGAGGACGACACGAAGGAGAUCGAAAAGCAAAUCGCCGGACGUCCAAAGAUGAAAGGAAGAGCUCGGGCAAAGAAGGCUGUGGCAACUCGUGAAUCGAUUGGAGGAGAUGAUUCUGUCAUGGAGGAUCGCCCCGAGCUGGCGUCAGUCGAUGAAAUCCAGGAUCUCCCCAAGCAAACAGGACGAAGCCGGGCGAAGGCCAAGACGAUAGACAAGAACAACGAUUCGAGCGCCAAGGACUCCCCAAAGACGAGAGGCAGAGGUCGAGCGAAGAAGGAGAAGAAGAUUGAUGAGAAUGACGACUCGGUCAUGGAUAACGGUGCCAACGAGGAAGCUGUCGACGAGGCUGAAGAUGAAGCCCCUGAGCCCCCAAAGAAGAGAGGCAAAGGUCGUGCGAAGGCGCAGAAGAUGGAAGAAAAUGAAAAAUCAGUUAUGACGAAUGAAGCCGAAGACGAUGCUGCUGAUGUGAAAGAGGUCGAGAUCGCUCCCAAGAAGAGAAGAGGCCGACCUAAGAAGUCGCAGAAGACAAGUGAUGAUACCAAUGCCGUCGAGGACUCUGUGGUAGACAAUGGCGUCGAUGAUGCGAAGGAGAAUGGGAAGGAAGUUGCAGAGCCUGCUCUAAAGAAGAAGGCUACUAGAGGCAGAGCAAAGAAGGUAAAGCCAAAUGAUGAGACGAAUGAAGACUCUAUCAUGGAGAAUGGUGUUGAGGAUGAUAAGGCAAUCGCAGAGCAGAUUGAGAAAGACACUGCGUCGUCCCCGCCAGUCAAGAAGGCCAGAGGUAGACCCAAGAAGAACCAGAAGACCAAUGGCAAUGCCGAAGAUUCCGUGAUUGAAAACGAAGUCGAGGAUGGCGCAGAUGUUUCCAGACAGCUGGGGGAUGAGAAUGCAUCUUCUCACCCAUCUAAGAUGUCGACUCCAGCAGCAAAGAAGGGCCGGGGUAGAGUCAAGCAGGCACGAGGAGCAAGUGAGGUCUCAAAUUCAGACGCGGAAAACAAGGAGGCCCAGGAUGGCAAGGAGCUCUCAUAUCACAUCGAUGAUCAAACUGAUGAUGCCCCUGUUGACGCCCAGGCCGACGGAAACAUAAACCCGAGAUCCAUUGCCGACAGUACCGAGGCAAUGGAUACCGAGGGUAGCCUGGAGAUCACGAAGCAAAACAAAGAUGUUUCUGAACAGCAGUCUGCCAACGAAGAGAAGGUAGACGAUGCUGAGCAUGGACCGGCGGCAGGCCAUACUUUUGGAGACGAGGGCGCGAGUAAGGUUGCACCCGAUGAGUCGUCUCCCGACGGACAGAAGAAUGAAAACCAUGAUGCCGAGACGCCAAAAGACGAGCAAAUCGUGGAUAACGAAGAGAUGAAGGAAGCCAGAGGUCUACCUGAGGGGCCGGAGAUAAACGAGUUCAAUGAUGAUAGUGCCGACGUCGAAAUGGUCGACGAUCAUGAAGAUCGAAAUGAAGAGCUCCUCUUGAAGCACGAGAGCGUUGAAGCGGAUGAGAAGCAUAUUAACGGCCUCGAUAGCGACGUUGAGAUGGAGCCAGCCCAGGGUCUGGACAUUGAGGACGAUGAUGAGAUUGCGAAGCAGAUCAACGAAUCAAGCGCUCCAAACACCAUUGCAUGCAAGCAAGAGGACGACGAGGGCGAAAGCACGAAAGUUAAGGACAUUGAAGAUGACGAGGAAAUUUCCAAGCAAAUAAACGGUGGAUCGUACGAGCUUAUGACAGAUGGCAUUGAGGGCGAGAAGAGAGCAUCUGAUGAAGUCAAUGCUGAUACUUCCGAUGUCAUGAAAUCUACAAUUCAAGAACAGCAAGCUGCGACCGAGGAAAUCAAGAACAACGCCGAGUCCGUCAUUGCGGAGGAGAAGCAUGAAGCUGGUAUGCCAGCUUUUUCCGGCGACCUCAAGCAUGAUUUUGAGACAAAGACUACGGAGCACCUUGAUGGACCAGAAGCUUCAAGCACCCACGGAUCUACGCAGGAGGGUAGCGAUAAGCGUGAAGUUGCGAUUCCAUCCUCUUCCAAUGACCUCAGGAAGGAAUCUGAGAUCAAGACUGCUGAGCAGAUCGACGAACCAGAAGCUUCAGACACCUAUGGAUCCAAGGAAGAGGGUGGUGACAAGGGAGAAUCUGCUAUUCCAUCGUUUUCUAACGAUCUUACGAAUAACUCCGAAAAAAAGAUUGCGGAGCAGAUUGAUCAACCAGAGGCUUCAACAACCCACGGAUCCGCGCAAGAGGGUAGCGAUAAGCAUGAAUUUGCUAUCACAUCGUCUUCUAAUGAUCUCAAGAAUGACUCCGAGAACAAGACUGCCGAACAGAUCAACGGGCCAGAAGCUUCAAAUACCAAUGGAUCGAAGCAAGAGGGUAGCGAGAAACGUGAAGCUGCCAUUCCAUCAUCUAUCCUGGAGAAGGGCAUCAUCUACUUCUUCUUCCGUGCUCGCGUUGGUGUUGAGGACCCCAAUGGCAUUGAGGACGUUGCUCGCAGCUACAUCGUUCUCCGCCCUCUUCCACUUGGCGCAAAGCUCGGCGAAGGCCCACUCGAGGACUCUGGAAAUGCUCGCCUCCUGGCCUUGCCAAAGAAAAUGCUUCCUAAGAGUCGUCAAGAUCGUUUCCUGGUAUUUGUUGAGCAGCCGAAUGCGACGAUCAAGGAUCUGAGAGAGCAGUUCUCAAGCAACGAUUAUGCUACCCAGACUUCUGGCACAAGUCACAUCCCAGCCGCCACCCCUUUCGCUGAAGGUAUCUACGCCAUCACCUCCACCGGUCGCGAAUCGCACCUCGCAUACCACGUUACCAUGCCCGCCAUUGGCGAAAUCCAGAAAGAGCUCGGUCUUAACGAAAAAGGCAGCUAUGUUGUCUCGGCCAAGAAUCCAAACGCUCCCGGCCCAGCCAACGCAACCCUCGACAACCCAGCACAGUACCCCGAGCAUAUCCAAAGCAAGUUCCGCAACCUUCGCUGGAUGCCCCUCGAGCCCGAGCUGUUGAACUACCAGCACACCCAGUUCUUGAUUAUCGGUGAGGGAUUAGGCGAUAUGGACAAGGCUGUUGAGGAAAUGAGUCGGGACGAGAGAGAUGAUGAGACGGAGACGCCGGGAGAGGAGAUGGCGAAGUUGGAAGAAGAGGACCAUAGGCGUGUUCAGCAUCUGGAGCAGGAUGAUCCAAUCUUUGCGGACUUGGGGCUGAGCUCGAAGGAGUACCCGAAGAUGCAGACGACUUGGUAG
Molecule: messenger RNA, 3789 nt
Organism: Drepanopeziza brunnea f. sp. 'multigermtubi' MB_m1
Lineage: Eukaryota; Fungi; Ascomycota; Leotiomycetes; Helotiales; Drepanopezizaceae
Source: RefSeq, a predicted model, not a curated record